Messenger RNA from Nematolebias whitei (Rio pearlfish), 2197 nucleotides. It is a transcript of the gene trmt1, whose product is annotated as tRNA methyltransferase 1. The coding region runs from base 1 to 2136 and encodes 711 amino acids. Gene Ontology annotation, cellular component: nucleus. The record is from RefSeq and is a predicted model, not a curated record. Gene Ontology annotation, molecular function: metal ion binding; RNA binding. The transcript has 17 exons. NCBI's taxonomy places the organism in Eukaryota, Metazoa, Chordata, Actinopteri, Cyprinodontiformes, Rivulidae. Gene Ontology annotation, biological process: tRNA N2-guanine methylation.
AUGGGAGCCCACGCGCCGCAGGAAGCAGGUAGACCGGCAGAGCGCAGCGUCCCCAGCCGACCCGACUGUGUGUCUGCCGGAGCCCCACCCACCAGUCACUCACCGCGGCCGUGGAACUGGUCCCCGCUCCUGCCCAGCCCUGCAGCUAUAAAAGGACCGCCGGGUGCAGGAGACUCCAGCCAGACUACUUCUAUGCUUGUAUCCCGUCGCUUGCUUCCCUCCUCCUCUCGUUCAGUCCAAAGGGCUUUUUGGUGGCGUGUUGCUGCUGCUCACAGGAGGCUGAGCUCUAUGGAUCCUGAAGCUUCCACCAUCACUCCUUCAUGCACACCUGCUGAAUCUCCAGCAUCGAGGACGGGUUCGGUGACAACAAGUGGUGCAGAAAAAACACCUGCUGUGGACCUGUUACCCGGAGAGACUGUAGUCAGGGAGGGAAAGGCUGCCAUUUUGUUUCCUAGUGCCAAUGAGGUGUUUUACAACCCAGUCCAGGAGUUUAACAGAGAUUUAACAUGUGCUGUGAUCACCGAGUUUGCCAGAGAUCUGCUGGCUCAGCGUGGAGUGAAGGUGGUGGUGCCUGGAGAAAAAGAAAAGGUUGUGGUGUCUCUGUCAGAGGAGACGAAUGAAGGCGACACAAAGACCGAAGAGAAAAUUGGUGCAGAGGAACCCAAAGCUACUGCAACAGUAGGGGAAAAGUGUGAGCAAGGGCUCCGUAUCCUGGAGGGUCUGGCAGCUUCUGGUUUGCGCUCGGUGCGUUUUGCUCUUGAAGUCCCCGGCGUGCAGAGCAUCACCGCCAAUGAUUUCUCCUCCAAAGCAGCAGCGCUGAUUGCAAGAAACGCUCAGUACAACCGAGUCAGCCACCUGAUUGAGGCCAGCUGCAUGGACGCCAGCAUGCUGAUGUAUGACAUGCGAGGGAAGAAAGAGCGAUAUGAUGUCAUUGACCUGGACCCCUACGGUAGCCCUGCAACUUUUCUGGAUGCUGCUGUGCAGGCUGUCAGUGAGGGAGGUCUGUUGUGUGUAACGUGUACAGACAUGGCCGUGAUGGCGGGAAACAGUGGAGAAACAUGCUACAGCAAAUACGGCUCGGUCUCCCUCAAAGCCAAGUAUUGUCAUGAGAUGGCUCUUCGUAUCAUCCUCCACAGUUUGGACCAGCGUGCGAAUGUGUACCAGCGAUACAUCCAGCCACUGCUGUCCGUCAGCGCCGACUUUUACAUUCGGGUCUUUGUUCGUGUCUUCACAGGACAGGCUACUGUCAAAAACUCAGUGAGCAAACAGGCUCUGGUGUACAGCUGCGUCGGCUGCGGCUCUUUCCACCUGCAGAGACUGGGCAGAAGAAUCGACAACGGGAAACAGAUGAAGUAUUCUGUUGCCACAGGACCACCUGUUGGACUGGAGUGUGAACACUGCGGACAGAGACAUCAGCUGGGCGGUCCCAUCUGGGCUGAGUCCAUUCACGACCUGGGAUUCGUCCAGAAGGUUUUAGCCGCCACGUCGGGGAAUCCUUCCAGAUUUGGGACGUCCAAACGUAUCGAGGGGAUGCUCAGCAUGGUUACCGAGGAGCUGGAAGAUGUUCCUCUUUACUACACAGUGGACAACCUGAGCAGCACAAUGCACUGCAGCACGCCUUCCCUGCUCCAGUUCAGAUCUGCUCUGCUUCAUGCAGGUCACAGAGUUUCUCUCUCUCACGCUUGUAAAAACGCCAUAAAAACAGACGCUCCUCCUGCAACCAUCUGGGACGUCAUGCGGUGCUGGGAGAAGUCAAACCCUGUGAAGCGGGAGAAGUUGUCCCCGACUAGUCCUGCGUUCAAGAUCCUUUCUGCUGAGCCCAGCCUGGAGGCGUGUUUCACAGUGAGAGAGGAUGCCAACCCCCAGUCUCGUAAACGUCAUUUGACCAGGUUCCAGGAGAAUCCUCAGGCCUUCUGGGGACCCAAAGCUCGAGCCAAAACAGGUGGUGGUAUCGCUUCAAACCUGCAGGACAAGAGGAAGAAGUACCAGAACAAAAGGAAGAACCAGAUCACCGACUCUGCUGAGCUCAAGAACUUUCCCUGCAAGAAGUUCAAACAGGGAACUUGUACAUAUGGAGACGACUGCUGCUACUCCCAUGACGUGGAACAGACGAGAGAGGAUAAAAUACAUGCAUGACUUCCUGUAGCUUUGUUUGAAUUUUAAACAAUUUUAUUUCUGUAGUUGACUGGGAUUGUGC